This is a messenger RNA of Dicentrarchus labrax (European seabass), 2371 nucleotides long. Its product is annotated as olfactory receptor 4D11-like. The transcript is spliced from 2 exons. Gene Ontology annotation, biological process: G protein-coupled receptor signaling pathway. Bases 276 to 1265 code for a protein of 329 amino acids. NCBI's taxonomy places the organism in Eukaryota, Metazoa, Chordata, Actinopteri, Moronidae. Gene Ontology annotation, cellular component: membrane. The record is from RefSeq and is a predicted model, not a curated record. Gene Ontology annotation, molecular function: olfactory receptor activity; G protein-coupled receptor activity.
CAACCUAAAGGUUACACACUUGGCCUUUAAAGGUGCCUAAUUACACUAACACAUUGUAUCUGGUAUUUUGGAUGUCAUAAUGUUAUGUAAUUAUAUGAACUGAAAUCCAAAUCCAGCGUGAUUGGACAAUGGGUCUACCCAUUGAAAUGCUACUGCUCUGGUGAGCUUAAAAACCCUAACAGCUGUGUGGUAAACUCCAUUGUUAGUUGUAGUGAAAGUUGUUUGAUUGAGCGCAGUUAUUUUUGUAAAAUGAUUAUGGCUGAUUUACACGUUGAAUGACCUUUUGCUUUGAGAUUAGAUUUUUUUAUCUUCAUAUUGUGUUGAAUAUGUCUUUUCAGAAUUCUUCAAUUGAAGUUACAGAGUUUCUUAUAGGUGGUUUUGACACAAUCGGAAGACCUAUGGUAGUCGGUGUGGUUAUAUUGAUUACUUAUUUAAUAGCUACCCUAGCCAAUAUAGUAAACAUUGUCCUCAUUAUUUGUGACAAGAGAUUACACAAACCAAUGUAUCUUCUGAUUUGCAACCUUGCUGUUGUUGAUAUACUGAACACCUCCAGUACCAGUCCAACAAUAAUUGGGGUUCUACUUGUUGGUGUUAAUACUAUAUCCUAUGUACCGUGCCUAAUGCAAAUGUUUAGUUUGCAUUUGGCAGCAGUGAUGGAGAUGUUUGCUUUAGCGGUUAUGGCAUUUGAUCGAUUGCUUGCUGUUAGCUAUCCUUUUCAGUACCAAAGUUAUUUAACAAAUGUUCGCACUCUUCUAUUGAUAUAUCUCGUGUGGAUUGUUGCCUGUAGUUUUGUGGCUGUAAUGCCGGCAACUGUGCUUCCUCUCCCUCACUGCUCCUCAAAGCUGAAGUACAUUUACUGUGACUAUGCUGCCAUUAUAAGAACUACUUGUGCUGACCCCACUUAUUACUUUAAUAUGAUUUCAAUCAUAUCAUUUUUUCUUCUGUUUUUCACUUUCAUUUUCAUUUGCCUGUCAUACUUUUGGAUCAUAGUUUUUGUGAAAUUAUCCUCAAAUAGUGACAAAAGAAAAAUGGGCAGCACUUGUCUCAGUCAUUUUAUCGUAGUAAUAUGUUAUUACUGUCCAUUAUUUAUCCGCAUUAUCUUGACCAGGUUAGGUGUGGUAUUAAGUCUUGACGAGUGGAAUGGCUUAAUGAUCGGGUCAAUCCUUGGCCCAUCUCUUGUAAAUCCUUUCAUUUACUGUCUUAGGACAAAAGAAAUGAGAUAUAAGAUCUUUCAGAUAUUCAAAAAAGUUCAAACAUCUCAGUAGAUUGUUGUGAGCUGUGAAUUUACUUUCAUAUACAAGUUUAUGGUCUAAGUAUUAUGCUAAAAUGCAUGCAUUCAUCUAUGCAUUUUCUAAAUUGUUCAAUGUUGUUCUCAUUGUCAGUAAACUGUAUGCCAUUGUAUAAAGUGAAACAUUUGAAGUUGAAGUUGACAUAAUCAACAAAUGUGACAUUGGAUUAUCAUGUCAUACAAAGAAAAUUCAUAUGUACAACAGAUGCAAGUCUCAGAAACAUCUUAGAGCUGCAAGGAUUAGAUAGUAAACUAAAUAUCUUUGAACUGUUGCCAUUGUGAUGGAGACCAGGACUUGUUGAUUUGAAUGAGUUUAAUUGCAAAUAAGCUGAAGAAAACAGUACAACUAAUACACACUAUACACACAGACCAACAGGUGGUCACACAAGUCUAUCACACUUCCCUUUUAUGUACAUGUCAGUGGGUUUGGGUACAAUGCUAUAUUGGUAAGAUGAAAUAAUACAUUUGAAGUCACCUCUGUAUGCAGUUUUCAUUAUUAUAUUUUCUUUAUGGACCAAAUCAUAAAAUAUUUUCCACAUUAGGAUAUUACAAUAUACACAUUAUUUAGCAUUGUCAGCAGCCUUUAUGUAGCCUUGUAUCAGGAUUAUCUUUGUAUAAUAUUAGCUGUGUUUACAUAUUUUUUUCAGGAUUUAAAGCCAUGUGUUAGCGUUCAUCUAUAAAACACUUGUGUCUUGGAUGAGGUCUGGAAAACCAGUGCCUUUUGAAAGGCAGUUGUUGUUAUUCAGACACAAACCAGCUGCAAGUUGUCUGAUAAGAAUAAGCCACAUGCAAGUUAUGUCUCACCACACAAUCAAUGUUGCACAAAUUAAAAAACAAAAAAUUACAAAAGAGCAAAAAGAUUUGAUGAGUAUCAACAAUAGCAACAUUAUGUCACUGUCCUUUAAAAAAAUAAAAGAAACAUCUCCAAUAACAACUACUCCUGUUUUCAGCUUUUAGACAGUUUUCAGAUAAUCCACUGGGUUUUUAAAUUGUUUAUUUUGUUUGAGAAGUAGCAGCCCAUAUGUUCAUAUGUAUAUAUAUAUAUAUAUAUAUGUUUGUGUAAAUAAAUAUAUACUAUUGAAA